Ciona intestinalis (vase tunicate) is the source of this 2807-nucleotide messenger RNA. RefSeq lists its product as uncharacterized. The record is from RefSeq and is a predicted model, not a curated record. Lineage: Eukaryota; Metazoa; Chordata; Ascidiacea; Phlebobranchia; Cionidae.
GUAAUAUGAACGCGAAAUUCAAUUAUAAUCGAACGGAUGUGGCUUUUGCGCCAACUGUCAUAAAAUAAUAAAAACUGAAUUACCCGUCUGUUCUGGUAAAAUCACGAUGCCUGGUUAUCGAAAACAACCGACGCGAACAUCUCGACUUUCAACACUUGCAUAUUCAGCAGUUACAUUUUAACAAUAUUUUAGAAAUCGGUACAGAUUGAGGUUAUAAAUUUAUAAAACAAAAAUAUUUUGUGUAUCAUUAUGAGGAGGUUGCAAUUUUGAAUUUGAAAACAUUCCAUCAAUAGUUUCAUUACGUUGUUUUAGCUAUCGACGUCAAGAAGAAAAAUAACUUUUUGCGAAGUCGGUCAAACUUUUCCGAGAAAAUUUUGACAGAUACGCAGAUAUUUAAAGCAACACCUUCUGAGAUAUCUAAAAUAAACAGACGUAACAUCGCUACAUCCUGCUGGCUGAACAUAGUUAUAGCAGCGUUUUGUAUAACAAUUAACUUUCUUAGAAAAUAUUCGUGCCGCAACUGAAACGAUGUUAUUUAGUUGAUACGUAGGUUGUGCGUCUGCACAACAAACAACACAUUACUCGUGGGACACCUAGAUUGACGCUUGCUGCUUUUUAAGUAAAAUGUUCGAUCGCGAUCGCCAAGAUGAUGUUGAGAUAAACAAUGUUCCGAUAAAUGAAGAUGUACAAGCCACAGAGACAGCAGGGAAGGGAGAAAACGAAGAAAACCGUUACAGUGUGCGGAAAAUAAGCACAACAGGAAGGCCAUGGUGGCUUACAUUGGUCUUUGCUGCAGUUCUGGCAGCUGCGGGAAUCCCCCUGUGCGUCAUGGGAGGGGCAGGGGGCGUGUCAAGGAACAACGUCGAGCCUAAGUUUGCAACUGGUUUAUGCCUUCUUUUAGUGGCGUUUGGGAUGUUGGGCGUUGGUGGUGUUAUGUGGCUCUUUGGUCUGAGGAGAACAGGAGAGACAAAGCAUGACGAGGAGGCAAUCUCCGAAAACACGGACGUGCAGGAAGUUAAUGAAGUUUCAAAUCCGUGGCAAAAUCGACGACAAACUAGACAACAGAGCGCUCCAUCUAUUUUCAUUAAUGCGGUGCAUGAUUUGCCUGGAAAUAAUAAGCAGAGAAAAGCAGCACAGCGAAGUGCAAGCGCAGUAGGAAUGAUUGGAAAGGCGGCACUCAGUGCAAGCAAAGGUGACUACGCCAAAACCGCAUCAAAUCUGCUCGGUGCCGCCAAGUCUCUUAGCGCAUCAGGAAAACAAGAUCAGAAAAGGAUUUCUGACGUAGAUACAAUAUCAAGUUUCGUGGAUGAAAUUUCCACUGCGGGGUCGGUUGGAACGAGUAACGGUGAUCAGCAUGACCACGGAAGAGGGUACGGCCCUGAGCCUGGUCGGGCAAUAUCGAACAAAACAUUGAUCGGCCAUUUGAAGACCUCGGCAACUAACCUUGUCAAUGGAGAUUACGCUAAUUCUGCAGCAAGUUUGUUAAACGCAGCGAAAGAGAUGCCAUCUUCAAGUAUUGUUUCCAACCUUGUUAGCGACAAAAAUCAAUCGAUCAGUCUUGUAUCUGGACUUGCCAGCUCGUUUAACAGUGAGGCGACAGAAGAAAAAGACACAUCAGUUCCGGAAAAGGUAGAAGGGGAAAAUAAUCUUAACAGUGAAAACAUUUUCCUGGGAGGGACAAUACUGCAAUCCUUAGCAGUAAAGACUGGCCUGGCAAAUGAAAGUCAUUGUGAAGUAUUGCGGAACCUCGCUCUGCCUACUAAUCGUGCUGAAAGUGAGGAAUUAUUUCCAUACAAAACAACAGGCCGUAGUGGGAGAAGAAAACCCCUCGAUAAGUUCGAAGAUGCGAGCAUUAGCAAACCUGAAACAGCAAGCACCAUGAGCUCGUUUAACCCCACCUCUGGAACAAGAAAGAAACGGCAGACUUCAGUUGCUGAUCUUGAAGAAGCACUGAAUGGACUGGACUACUGGGCAACAGAACUUGAUAAAACUCCGGCACGCCGUUCUGUGAAGAGAUCUCACAGUACAUUCGCGGGAACUUCGUUGAAGGAUUACAAGCCGAAGUGGUCGAGACAUCGCGGGACAGUUUCGCUUGCUCGCCACAAUUCAACGCUCCCUACAGUAUUUAGAUCACAAGCAACCGAAGAUUAAUCGGAACUAUACCAAGACUGCUGUACAAACAUUUUUAUAUUGUUAAGUACUUUUAAUUUUACGUAUAAACAAAGUUGAAAUUGUCAUACAAAUCAACUUUUGCAGACGAGCAGCAUCAGCAGGUUAUUUAAUAUAAAGUGCAAAAGUUUUUGCGUAAAUGUUUAGAUUAGUUCGAUGAACCUGAUGCUCUCAGUCGAAGCCGUUCAGCCAGAGUCAUAAACACUGGACUGGGGGGCGACUUCGGUGGCAAUAUACACGGGGUAACGGGUGACGCCGAAACUUGACUUUUGGCAGGGGAGGGUUUGGUCACGUUAGACACAGUGCUAGUAGGCUGUAAUGGCGACCUUGAGAAAAGAUCAAAACUGUCGUCUACACUGUGCGGAUUUGUCGCUUUACAGGGUGUGUGUAAACCACCUAGAGAGAAAUUAAUGUCAAAGGAUUCGUCUGGAAAAGUAAGUUCGCAGGUUUUGGUCGCCGUCUCUGUUUCUCUUGCAUUGGUAAGGUCUCUGAAUGGGAGUGUCUGUUGGCUAACUGAGACUGGAGACGCCACUGGUUCACUUUCAUCGCUUGUAAUUUUGAAAGACGCCACAGAUUCGAUUAAGUGCAACACAUCAAGGUCUAAAACAAUAGACCGUUAGUGGCACACGAAAAAAAAA